AUAAUCAAUCUUGAAGACUUGGACACUAAAAAAUUGUUUACAGAAAGUGAGAGAAACAAACUACCAAGAGUUAAUGAAUGGUUUGCAAAAUCUCUAAUAAGAUUUUCAAAUGUUAAAACAACUAAAGAACUUAAGAAUGUAUUAGAAACCACUUACAAAAAUAAUAAUAAACCUUAUAACAGAAAUAAACACUAUAAUUCAGAGUGGGCCAAGCUUGUUAUGCAAAAAUUGUAA
This is a messenger RNA of Dentiscutata erythropus, 234 nucleotides long. The record is from the annotation of a GenBank genome assembly. NCBI's taxonomy places the organism in Eukaryota, Fungi, Glomeromycota, Glomeromycetes, Diversisporales, Gigasporaceae.